AUGUCCUCAACAACCCCAGACACAUUCAAGGGCUGGGUAGCCAACAACGCCACCAGCCCCCUAACAUUCACGACCUUCCACCCCAAACCAUUCACAGAAACCGACAUCGAAGUCGCAAUCUCCCACUGCGGGAUCUGUGGGACAGACAUCCACACCCUCCGCUCAGGCUGGGGCCCCGCAGACUACCCCUGCGUCGUCGGCCACGAGAUCAUCGGCACCGUGACCCGCAUCGGCUCGGAAGUCCCAACGCUGGCAUCAUCCCCAGCCUCCCGGGAGAUCCGCAUCGGAGACCGGGUCGGAAUCGGCGCGCAAAGCAUGUCCUGCCUAAAAGCGGACUGCUCUGAAUGCGCAGACGGACAGGAGAACUACUGUCCCCGACUCACGGGGACGUACAACUCGCGGUACGCUGACAAGAGCAAAGCAUACGGGGGUUUCGCGAUGCGCUGGCGCGGACCGGCGCAUUUCGCGUUCAAGAUCCCCGGUUCGCUGCCGUCGGCUGAGGCGGCGCCGUUGCUAUGUGGUGGAGUUACUGUGUUUGCGCCGUUGAGGAAGUACGGCGCUGGGCCGGGGAAGUCGGUCGGGAUUGUGGGCAUCGGGGGACUGGGGCAUUUGGGAAUUUUGUUUGCGAGGGCGUUGGGGUGUGAUCGGGUGGUGGGAAUUUCGCGGACGUCGAGUAAACGGAAAGAUGCGAUUGAGGGGCUUGGGGCGGAUGCGUUUAUUGCGACCGAUGAGGAGAAGAAGUGGGGGAGGAUGCAUUCGCGUUCCCUGGAUCUUAUUAUUUGUACUGUUGAUGCGCCGGAUAUGCCGUUGAGUCAGUAUCUGCGGCUGCUGAAGGUGGAUGGGACGUUUGUGCAGGUCGGGGCGCCUGAGAAGCCGCUUCCACAGUUGACAGCUUUUUCUUUGAUUCAGAAGGGGGUGAAGGUUACUGGGUCGAAUAUUGGUUCGCCGGAGGAUAUUCGCCUCAUGCUGCAGUUGGCGGCUGAGAAGCGUGUGUUGCCGUGGAUUCAGAAGAGGCCGAUGGAGGAUGUAAAUGCUGCGUUGGCUGAUAUGGAUGCUGGUAAAGCACGGUAUCGAUACGUGUUGGUCAAUGAGACGGAGAAGCAAGCGAAGUUGUAG
Messenger RNA from Aspergillus oryzae RIB40, 1116 nucleotides. RefSeq names its product NAD(P)-dependent alcohol dehydrogenase. Bases 1 to 1116 code for a protein of 371 amino acids. Gene Ontology annotation, biological process: alcohol metabolic process. Gene Ontology annotation, molecular function: alcohol dehydrogenase (NADP+) activity; zinc ion binding. Lineage: Eukaryota; Fungi; Ascomycota; Eurotiomycetes; Eurotiales; Aspergillaceae. The record is from RefSeq and is a predicted model, not a curated record. The transcript has a single exon.